Molecule: messenger RNA, 2194 nt
Organism: Paramormyrops kingsleyae
Lineage: Eukaryota; Metazoa; Chordata; Actinopteri; Osteoglossiformes; Mormyridae
Product: heat shock factor protein 1
Biological process (GO): regulation of DNA-templated transcription
Molecular function (GO): DNA-binding transcription factor activity; sequence-specific DNA binding
Source: RefSeq, a predicted model, not a curated record
UUCAGACCUUCACUCACAUGUUUCCUGACGUCCACUUAACUCCUGCUGUGUCGCUUCAAGCUUAUUAAAUCGCGAGGAAACAUUCGACAUAAGAUUAUUUUGCUUUUUUAAUAAAGCAGUUUUCAUCUACACUGUACUACAUAACUGCCGAAGUAGUCUCCGGGCUGUGUCGUUUUCGCCAGAAAGCGACAGCUGAAAUGAAGCAGAACUGCAAUGUACCUGCAUUUCUCAGCAAACUCUGGACACUUGUCGAGGAUCAUUCAACCAGUGACCUCAUCUGCUGGAGUCAAGAUGGCUGCAGUUUCAUAGUAUGUGAGGAGCAGCGUUUCUGCAAGGAGAUCCUGCCUCUGUACUUCAAGCAUAGUAACAUGACCAGCUUUGUGCGGCAGCUGAAUAUGUACGGCUUCCGGAAGGUGCUGCAGGUGGAGGCAGGCCUGCUUCGGGCCGAGGGCCGGGGAGGCGGUGGCGUGGAGUUCCAGCACCCUUAUUUUCGGCGGACCCAGCCUAACCUGCUGGAGCUCAUCCGGAGAAAGGUUUCGGUGAGCCGCGCGGGGGAGGAGGGCGUGUCUCCGGUAUCUCGUGUCCUGCUGGACCUCGGCCAGGUGAGGGGCUGGCAGGACGGCUCCGACUGCAAACUGAUGGCCCUGUGCAGGGAGAAUGAGAGUCUGGGGCACGAAUUGGACACGCUGAGACAGAAGUACCAGCAUCAUCACAGAAUCAUCCGGAAGAUGAUUGGCUUCAUCGCCAACACGGUCCAGUCCAAUGGGAUCGCAGGGCUGAAGAGGAAGCUUCCGCUGUUGAUUGACACUUCAGGUAUUUCACAUUCGCCUCCGAAAUACAGCCGCACCCUGAGCGUGCAGGACACUGCGGGCGCCUCCCCACUCCAAGGAGUAUCGCUGGAUUUUGCCGGUGGAAGCCUCUACCCAAACGGGAUGAUCAUCUCGGAUGUUACGGAGCUGCUGGAGCUGCAGGGGGGGGCUUGGGAAGAUGGCCGGAGCCUAUCUGAAGGCACCUUCGAGCCAGUGCUCUCCCCACCUUCCACACCCACAGCUGAACUGGACCUCUCCCUCCUGGAGCCUUCUGAGACAGGAGAGAGUGCCACCGACCAUCAGCAGGGCGGUAGUCAAUCCCGGAGUGAAACCUGUGACCCACUCACACUGAUUGACACCGGCCUGGCGGCCCUGAAUCCUGCCCUGAAUCCUCCCCUGACUCCCUCCCCCGGGUCCAGCCUGGACCUGCUCACUGAGCUCUUUAACCCGCAGCCCUGCUCUCCUGGAGGAGACUCCCAAACCGAGACCCUGAAAGGGAGGUCGGGAAUGGGAGACUGGGCUAGGAAGAGGACCGCCAGCCAGACAGUUGCCACGUUCGACUGGGGCUCCCAGCGCAGAGGCCAGAGUGAGGAUGAGGAGGGUGAGGAAGGCUCGGAUAUCCUGCCCUGCCUUUUACGGUUGGCCCAGGAAGCGUCUGACUUUGCGUACAGCCCUGUAGGGGCGUGUCCGGAGAUGGUGCAGUUUGAUCUGAACUGUUUACAGGAGCAGUGAAUGUGCAGGAAGCUCCGCAGUUUAAUAACAUCUUCUGUUACACCCCAGAAAGCCUUUAAAUUUAAACAGAAAGUCAUAACAUCAAUAAUUUUUUGUGUGGUAAAUAAUUCCAUUACACUAAAUAUAGCAUUGAUAGUUGAUCUCUGAUUGCCUACAUGAAUUUUGCACUGGCCGAUGUUUCUUAAGAUAUAUCAAUAUAUGAAGUUUUUCAUAAGAGAUAUAGGAUGGGACAUCAUUUAUAUCGAUAUAGUUUAUGCUGCUUUAAAAUUAUACUCGUAGAGACACCUGUUUCUCCUCUCCCUGUCUGUCUCUCGCAUGUCACCGUGCCCCCCCCCUUGGAACUGUCUUUUUGUUAUUACUGUACAGGAGAAAUGAUAGAAAUAUAUAUCGCAUAUUGCCGUUCAGCUAAAAUAUCGAGAUAUGAUUUUUGGUGCAUAUCGCCCAACCCAACCAUGAACUAAUGUAUUGUGUUCAUAUAUAUACAGUAUGUGUGUGUGUGAUAUAAAAUAGAAUGUUUUUGAAAGCUGGUUCAUUCUUUACUGUAAUCUGUUAUGAGUUCUGUGUAAGUUGUGGAUCCAGUAUGUGGUUUCGUUUAUAUUUCAAUACUAUCACAUGCAAGUAACAACGAAAAUAAAGAGAAGGUUACAUCUAUA